AUGUCUUCUUCCAAUACUAAAAUUGUCUUUACUGGUAAUUGUGAAUACAUCAAUUUACCAUAUCAAAAGGAAACAGAUUUAUAUUGUAUGGCAACGUUACAGGCUCCAGAAUUUGAAGCCGAUGAAAGAAAAGAAAGAAAGGGAAUUGAUCUUAUUUGUGUAGUUGACAAAUCAGGAUCAAUGGCAGGCAGUAAAAUUGAAAUGGUCAAAUCAACAUUAGCAUUCAUGUUUGAUCAAUUAAAGCCAACCGAUAGAAUUGCUCUCGUUGAAUUUGAUAGUAAUAUUUCAACUAGCCUUCAAUUUACUAAUAUGAACGAAAGUGGUAGAUCAAAGGCCAAACAAGUUGUUUCCAAUAUCAGAGCAGGAAGUUGUACAAAUUUAUCUGGUGCUUUAUUUGAAGGUUUGAGACUUAUUGGUCAAAGAACAAAUGCCAAUGAAGUUACUUCUCUUCUAUUAUUUACUGAUGGUUUAGCUAAUGAAGGUAUUACAAAUACUAAUGAAAUUGUUAAAAAGAUGACAACAAUGAUUCAUGAAGAAAUUAGAACUAACCUGACAGUUUUCACAUUUGGAUUUGGUACUGAUACAGAUGCUAAUAUGUUAACUUCAAUUUCUCAAGCUGGUAAUGGUUUAUAUUACUUCCUUCAAACAACUGAUGACAUUCCAAAGGCAUUUGGUAACGUUAUUGGUGGUUUGAUUUCAGUUGUUGGUCAAAAUAUCAAAGUUAAAAUUGAACCAAAUGCUAAUGUUAAAUUGAAGAAGAAGAAGGUUGCCAUGGUCAAUGCUUUCUCUGAAGGUUUGAAGAAGAAAUAAAUAAUCAAUUAUUUUUACA
Naegleria gruberi is the source of this 829-nucleotide messenger RNA. RefSeq lists its product as uncharacterized. NCBI's taxonomy places the organism in Eukaryota, Heterolobosea, Eutetramitea, Acrasida, Naegleriidae. Bases 1 to 810 code for a protein of 269 amino acids. The record is from RefSeq and is a predicted model, not a curated record. The transcript is spliced from 2 exons.